CAAUUAUUUUUGUAUGAUCACACACGUUUGAAGUUAUAAUCUUCCACUGUUUUAUUAGAAACUGAUUUUAAUUCCUUAAUUACAUAUAAAAAUGCACCAAAAUUCAUAAGUUUUCCUGCUUUCUUUUUCUUGGGUGUGUAAUAUUUUUAUUUAUCUUCAGUUUUCCUCUGUUUUUUCCCAUCAUCUAUGGCUCCUCCAAAUGACCCAAUUAUACCAAAAACUACCCAAAUAAGAUCCGAAUCCUUAAACCCAUAUUUCGAAUUAUCCAAUGAUAGAAAAUUCAGUGUCAAAGGUGUAACUUUGCUAUCAAAAGUCCCUAACAAUGUCUCCUUCACUGAAUUCUCCUCAAUUUGUAACUACUCUGAAUCAGAUGCUCCACCUUCUAUCCUUCAUCGUGUACAAUCAACCUCCCAAAAAGGCGGGUUCUUCGGGCUUGGGCUCGAAGAACCCGCCCAUAGAGUGAUAAACUCCUUAGGAAAAUUCCAUGACAGGAAUUUCCUUAGCAUAUUUAGGUUCAAAACAUGGUGGUCUACUCAAUGGGUAGGAAAAUGUGGGUCGGAUUUACAAAUGGAAACUCAAUGGUUGUUACUUGAAAUUCCUGAAAUUAAGUUAUAUGCUCUUAUUGUGCCCUUAAUUGAGGGUGGGUUUAGGGCUGCCCUUAAACCUGGGGAUGAUGAUGAUCAUGUAAUGGUUUGUGUGGAAAGUGGUUCUACUAGUGUUAGGGAAUCAAACUUUAAGUGUAUAGUUUAUGUUCAUGUUUGUGAUAACCCUUAUAAUAUAAUGAAAGAGGGUUUUAGUGCUAUUAGGGUACACCUUAACACAUUUAGGGUUCUAGAAGAGAAGGGCACCCCUAGUAUUUUGGACAAGUUUGGUUGGUGUACUUAGGAUGCAUUUUACUUGAGUGUUGAACCUAAGGGUGUGUUUUAUGGGGUGGAUGAAUUUGUACAAGGAGGGUUUUCGGUUCGAUUUUUGAUUAUUGAUGAUGGGUGGCAAAGUGUUAAUUGUGAUGAAGAUGAGCUAAAUGAAGAUAGGAAUGGCCUUGUUUUAGGUGGUGAGCAAAUGAAUGCAAGGCUUCAUAGGUUUGAUGAAGGAGAAAAGUUUAGGAAAUACAAAGGUGGUUUGUUGUUAGGGCCUAACCCUCCUCCCCUUAAAGAUGGUCAGUUGAUCGGAUCUGAACCAGCCCAUCCUGACACAACACAUAAUGGAUCAUGUGGGUCAGAUCCACUUAUGACCCAUAAUUCGACCCACCUUGAGUUAACUAAGGCAGGCCGUGUGUCAAAUAUCUUCAACCCACAACCCACCAAAUUCACCCAUGACCUACCUUACCCGCCACGUUGGCCAUCUCUAUCUCCCCCUUAUAACCCUCUGAAGCCAAAGUUGCUCAUCUCGAAAGCUAUCGAGAUCGAGCAGGCUCAGAAGGACCUUAAGAGGUUUGUUCAAAAGGGACUUGAGGCUGAUUUCUCUUCCCUCGAAGAGAAGAUCCAAGUGUUAAAGCAUGAGUUAGAUGAGUUGAUGGAAGGUGAAAACGAGAGAGAAUCAAAUGAUAAAAGUAAUGAGUUGAGGAGUAAGUUUAAAGGGUUGGAUGAUAUUUGGGUGUGGCACGCUCUUUGUGGUGGUUGGGGCGGUGUUAGGCCGGAAACAACCCAUCUUAAUGUAAGUGUAGUUCCUUGUAAAUUGUCUCCUGGUUUAGCUGGAACAAUGGAUGAUCUUGCUGUGGAUAAACUUGUGGAAGGUGGAAUUGGAUUAGUUCAUCCUGAUCAAGCUGGUGAAUUCUAUGAUUCAAUGCAUUCCUACCUUUCUAGUGUUGGAAUUACUGGUGUUAAAGUUGAUGUUAUUCAAACACUUGAAUAUGUCUCGGAGCAAUUUGGAGGUAGGGUGGAGCUUGCAAAGAAAUAUUAUGAUGGAUUAUCCAAAUCUUUGGAGAAGAACUUCAAAGGCACUAACCUCCUUUCAAGUAUGGAACAAUGCAAUGACUUCUUAUUGCUUGGAACUAAACAAAUAUCCAUGGGAAGAGUAGGUGAUGAUUUUUGGUUCCAAGAUCCAAAUGGAGACCCAAAUGGGGUGUUUUGGCUACAAGGUGUGCAUAUGAUACAUUGUUCAUAUAACAGUUUAUGGAUGGGUCAGAUAGUCCACCCUGAUUGGGAUAUGUUCCAGAGUGAUCAUGUUUGUGCUAAGUUUCAUGCCGGCUCUCGCGCCAUUUGUGGUGGACCGAUCUAUGUAAGUGACUCACUUGGUGGCCAUGACUUCGACCUACUCCUUAAGAAGCUGGUUCAUCCUGAUGGAACCAUCCCCAAAUGUCAAAACUAUGCACUCCCAACUAGGGAUGUUUUGUUCAAGAACCCUCUCUUUGAUCAAGAAUCUAUUCUUAAGAUAUGGAACUUCAACAAGUAUGGAGCUGUUAUUGGAGCAUUUAAUUGCCAAGGAGCAGGGUGGGACAAAAAAGAGAGAAGGAUCAAAGGCUACAAGGAAUGUUACAAAACUAUGGAAGGUUCCAUACAUGUAAAGGACAUAGAAUGGGAUCAAACAUUAGAAGGUAUAGAAAUGGGUUGUGUUGAAGAUUAUGUUGUCUACAAAAAAAAAACAGACUCACUUCUCUUGGUUACAACCAAAUCCGACCCAAUCCGGGUCGUAUUGAACCCCUCAUCUUUCGAACUUUUCACCUUUGUUCCGGUCAAGAGGCUAGGACGAGUUGUAAAGUUCGCGCUAAUUGGUCUAACCAAUAUAUUUAACAGCGGAGGUACGGUCCAAUUAGAACUCGAGUUUGGGGACUUGAGUGCUAAGAUUAAGAUCAAAGGAGGAGGGUGCUUGUUGGCCUACUCAAAUGAGGAACCAAAGAAGUGUAUUGUAAAUGGUGAGGAAGUGAGAUUUGAGUGGUCUAAUGAUCAAUACAAGUUGAUGUUUAAUUUGUUUUGGAUUGAAGAGGAUAGUGGUGUUUCUCAAGUCAUUGUUCAAUAUUGAUUAAGAGUGUAAUGAUUUUGAGAGCUACUAAUAAUUUUGGGUUUUUCU
Spinacia oleracea (spinach) is the source of this 3006-nucleotide messenger RNA. Its product is annotated as stachyose synthase. Lineage: Eukaryota; Viridiplantae; Streptophyta; Magnoliopsida; Caryophyllales; Amaranthaceae. The record is from RefSeq and is a predicted model, not a curated record.